CACACAAUAUACAUAUAGAGAUAGAAAUUUUUGAAUUCUACGCUUGUGGUGACGUUGCUUUGGAGACAAUUUUUUAUUGGCUCUGUACAAUAUAUACAUGCGUACAAGCUUGGCUCUCUUAUAUUCGCAGGUAUGUGCGUAUAUACCGUAUGAUAUAAAGGGGAUUCUAAAAUCCUCGAGCGUACCGAUGUCCUAUGCGACGUUGGAUUAGUAUAGUAUAUGUGUGUGAGUGACAUGUAUAUACCAAGUAAAUCCAUUGAUUUGUUUAAAACUUUGACGAAACGAGCGACAACCUGAUGAUUAUCGCGAGAAUAAAGCGCUACGCCAGCGACCGAGAUCUUUUUAUAAAAAACUCCAAAAUUUUCUAACCGAUAACUGCGAAUGUGCAAAAAGUUUAUGUCAAGGUGGGUCGGUCAGAGAUAACUGUAAAAUGUCAUUGACGAAUGUGUGUCAGGCAUGGAGUUGACGCUCCUCGAUGACACUUGUGGAAACAAUCGACUUGAAAAUCGCGCAAUUUUUAAUUUAACGUGACUCUAAGGAAUAUCGACGCAAUCCGUAAAAACAAUUGUUUUUCUGCAAAAAUGCAUCAAAUACUCGCCGAGCAAUACCAAGAGAUCUACCACGUUUUUGACAGAUGUUUCAGUUAACGACAGAUAUAGGAUUGCUCCUGAAUUUUCUAAUCAGCUUCACAUCCAUGUAUAAAAUAAAAACUGUUAAAAUCAUGGAGGGACCAGAAGUUACAUUUCUAUUUCAAUUUGGUUUAACUCGUGAUACAGUUACCGUUGAAGCUAGUACAUUGACACUUAAGGCUUUAAAAGAUUUUGCGUGUAACUUUAUAAAUGCCAAGUGUCCAGAUCAUGGGUUAAGUCAUCUAUACGAGAGAUUGCUUCUGUUCAAGCACGAUUAUAGUUCUACAAAUAUUUUACAACUUAUAACUAAUGCAAUGGAGGUUGUAGAUGAAACACUAGUAGAAAUUGUUCUUACUGCUCAAGUGCCAAGUGAAGAUGUUCCCAUUCGUCCUCAUGCUUUAACGGUUCAUUCUUAUAAAGUUCCAACAUUUUGUGAUUUUUGUGGAGAGAUGUUAUUUGGUCUUGUGCGACAAGGUCUUAAGUGCGAAGGUUGUGGUAUGAAUUAUCAUAAACGUUGUGUUACUAAAGUACCUAAUAACUGCUCGCAAGACAGCAGCCAAAGGCGGCGUAGUUCUGCAAUGUUGAAUGUGCCAAGAUCACCGAGUCAAGGUUCCACGAGCAGCUUGACCAGCAUUAGUGAUGACAAUCAUAGUGCAAAUAACACAUCUAAUCCAAAUCAAAGUAAUAAUACUUUGGCAGUUCCAAGUAUAGUUACUCCAAAACAAUCUCGUUCUCCAUCAUUGAGUGGAAAAACAAUUUGGGUUGAGAAAGAAGUUGCAACUCGUAUAAAAAUUCCACAUACAUUUGUACUGCAUACAUAUACGCGACCAACAGUAUGCGGUCAUUGCAAAAAAUUAUUAAGGGGCUUAUUCAAGCAAGGCCUACAGUGUAAAGAUUGUCAAUACAAUGCUCAUAAAAAAUGUAUUGAAAAAAUUCCAAAAGAUUGUAUCGGAGAAAAUCCACGUGAUAGUACUGGCAACGAGUAUCCUGAUAGCGGUGUUGGUAGUGAGCCAGAAGGUAAAUGUGAUGGUAGAAACGAAGAAGGAGACGGAGAUAGUGAUACAGAAUUACUUUUGCCCGUUAAAAUGUCUACGUACAUAACGGACGAAAAUAAAGCACCUGAUGAGUAUACAGAUCACAUACCAACGAAUGAAGAUGUUAAUUAUGACGAAUUCCAAAAAUCUAGACCAUCUAGUUGCAGUUCUACUCCAAGUAACAACAUUCCAUUAAUGCGUAUAGUUCAAAGCGUUAAGCAUACGAAAAGACGUGGUUCAAAAGUUUUGAAAGAAGGUUGGAUGGUACAUUUUACGAAUCGCGAUCCAGUGAGAAAAAAACAUUAUUGGCGACUUGAUACAAAGGCUAUAACGCUUUUCCAAAGUGAUAGUAGCUCUAAAUAUUAUAAGGAAAUUCCACUUGCUGAAAUUCUGUCGAUCGAAACAGCUAAAAUACUUCGUUCGCAUAUAAUGCAUUGCUUUGAAUUAAAAACUUCAACCGUUGAUUAUUACGUUGGAGAAGAUCCAACAUAUGGUGAUAACAAUGGUCAAGUUCCAGCACCAGAAAGUGGCAUAGGUGUACAUGUAGCUAGAUCAUGGGAAACUAAUAUUAGACAAGCACUUAUGCCUGUAACUACAGCUUCCACUAUUGCAGACCAAGAAGAUUCUACAGAACCAGAAGAAAAUGUAACCGACAUGUCGCAACUUUAUCAGAUAUUUCCAGAUGAAGUUUUAGGAUCAGGACAAUUUGGUAUAGUUUAUGGUGGUGUACACCGUAAAAGUGGUAGAGCAGUUGCUAUUAAAGUUAUAGAUAAAUUACGUUUUCCUACGAAACAAGAAGCACAACUUAAGAACGAAGUGGCUAUUUUACAAAAUCUAUCUCAUAGCGGUGUCGUCAAUUUGGAGCGUAUGUUCGAGACGCCAGAAAGAAUAUUUGUCGUUAUGGAGAAAUUGAAAGGUGAUAUGUUAGAGAUGAUACUGAAUUCGGAAAAAGGGCGUCUAAGUGAAAGAAUAACGAAAUUUCUCAUCACUCAAAUUCUGGUUGCGUUGAAGCAUUUGCAUAGUAAAAACAUAGUUCAUUGCGAUUUGAAACCUGAAAACGUUUUACUCAGUAGUGACAAUGAAUUUACUCAAGUGAAACUCUGUGAUUUUGGUUUCGCACGAAUCAUCGGAGAGAAAAGUUUUCGAAGAAGCGUUGUCGGAACACCAGCGUAUUUAGCUCCUGAAGUUUUGAGAAAUAAGGGCUAUAAUCGUUCUUUGGAUAUGUGGAGCGUAGGAGUUAUUAUAUACGUAUCUUUAAGCGGUACAUUUCCAUUCAACGAGGAAGAGGAUAUCAACGAACAAAUUCAAAAUGCUGCAUUUAUGUAUCCACCUACGCCUUGGAAAGAAAUUUCAUCCGAUGCUAUUGAUUUAAUCAACAAUUUAUUGCAAGUAAAGCAAAGAAAAAGAUAUACGGUAGAUAAAAGUUUACAACAUGUAUGGUUGCAGGAUUAUCAAACGUGGUGCGAUUUAAGAGAACUGGAAACAAAAGUAGGAUACCGUUAUUUAACUCACGAGAGCGAUGAUGCACGUUGGACGGCAUAUGGUGAUCAUUGUACAUGACAGAACCAUCCGCCUACUUUAAACAUCGAAUCAUUGCCAAUCCCUUUGCCAAUACACAAAGGCUGGGUUCGUUGUGCUCGAGCAACGUUGCGACGAUUCAUUCGUGCCUGAAUUGAAACAAGUGCAUGCAAAGUAGAGUAUAUAUCAUCUUUCGCUUUAAAUGUAUCUAUUUCGUUAUGAUAGAGAUAUCAUAGUUAUUAAUCUACCGAUCUUAAAAAUACAUAUUACAGAUAUCACAUUUAAAAAACUUUAUUCAAACGUAUAAUGUUGAAUUAAUAGAUAUAACAAUAUUGUGAGACAAACGCGUCAAAAGGCCUUUCCAGUCUUCACACGAUACUUGUUUUUAUAAUAUAAUCGUCUCUUCAUAAAAUUUUUCUAGUAUUCGAUGUUCGACUAAUCGUAAGAAAAUCACGUUGCGAUAAAUUUGAAAAUUAAUAUUAUUGAAACUAAGCUUUCAGCCUUACGUUGUUACGCGUGUAUUGAUAUAAAAGUAGGUUUCAAAGCGAAAUACGCUAGUAUAUAAUUUUUCAAGUAUUACACGAUCAAAAACAGUUACUUCGAAACGACUGGAGCGUAAAGGAGAAAAAAAAAGAAGAGAUCUAUUUGUACAAAUUUUUUGAAAGAGGAGUCAAUAACUUUGAAUUCCCUUUGAACUCGUAAUACAACAACAUUCCUCAUCGAUCUUUGUAAGUAUAACUAUUAAUAAAGUAUAGCAAAAGAUAAUAUUUGCAUGUAAACUAUCAAAAUGCUCAUAGCAUUUAUAGAAAAAUGAAAAAUGAAUGUAGAAACGCAAUAGUUUCUACAUUGCAUAUAUUGUUACAAUAUAUUUCUUACUGCUUGCUACAUAUAAUUCUAUUUGUUAAUUAUUAAUUAUAUACAUAAAAUAUAUCUAUGUAGUACAUUGCACAUGUUACGUGCAUGCAAGCAUUGCAUUUGUAUAUUUAAACUAUUUAAAGUGUUGAAAAAAGAAAACAAGGAAAAACAGUUUUGUAAGUCCAUAAAAAAUAUAUAAAAUAUAUACUUAUCUCACAUGAAUUAGAAUUGCAUGGUAUUUAACUGCCAAAUGAUUAUUUUUUUUGCCUUGCAAUUCUAUGUACCAAGAGAGUGAUACUUUCGUAAUAUUUUUAUUAUUUGAUAGGUGAGAAAUUAAAUUGUUAAAAAAAGAACAUGAGAAUAUUUGAUCUUUCAUAUACAGAAUACAUGUAAAAGAAAUGUUUUCUUAAACUUUGCAUAACUUGCAUACGCGUUUACUUACGUAGCGUACACACAGUAUUUUUUAUUUACUUUUAUAUAACUUAAUAUUGAUUUACAAAUAUUGAGAUCUUUUAGAAUGCACACAAAUAUAUUUUAAAUUAAGAUUGGAUUAAAAUCUUAUAUGUUUUUAUUGAUAUAUAGUUAGUAAGUAUAGAUAAAUGAUAUAGAGCAUUAAUAUAUCGAUAAUAAUAUCAUUUAAUAUAUAUUUAUAAUACCCUAUGAUAUUAUGUACUAACAUUCUCAUUUUUACACAAAAAAAAAAAGAUCUUUUACUUUUCAUGCUUUUUUAUGUACUUUUCAAUGCUUUUAGGAUGAGAAUCUACAUAAUGAAACUGAGGAUUACAUGCUUAUAUUGGUUUGCAAAUUUAUAAAAUUUAUACGUGCAUAUACAUAUACAUAUGUGCCCACAUAAAAAAUUUGUAAUAUAAUGAGUAUAUUAAAUAUCUUAUAAAAGUUAAUUUUAUCUCAUUAAGAUGGUAUGAGAAAUAUAGCCGUAUUUUACGAUAAGAUUAAUGUUAAAUCGCAAUUAUGUAAUUUUUUUUAUACAACUAUAUCUAUCAGUGAAUUGUUACUCUUUAAAGAUAUAAAACGAACAUUCCACUGCAGAUAUAAUAAUAAACAAAUAAUAUUCCAUUUUAGUUUAAUCAGUAAAGAUAUAUCUUCUUUAGCACUUUACAAUGUGCGAAUUAAAUCCAUGACACUAUACAACAAUUAUAGAUUUUCCUUGAUUUAAAGAUCUACUUCAUUUAUUUAUUAUUAAUAAUUAAAAGUUAUUCUUAAGGAACAACGAUACAAGUAAUAUAACA
This is a messenger RNA of Vespula vulgaris, 5283 nucleotides long. RefSeq names its product serine/threonine-protein kinase D3 (gene PKD). Lineage: Eukaryota; Metazoa; Arthropoda; Insecta; Hymenoptera; Vespidae. The coding region runs from base 635 to 3223 and encodes 862 amino acids. Gene Ontology annotation, biological process: protein phosphorylation. The transcript has 14 exons. The record is from RefSeq and is a predicted model, not a curated record. Gene Ontology annotation, molecular function: protein serine/threonine kinase activity; ATP binding.